Cephus cinctus (wheat stem sawfly) is the source of this 2099-nucleotide messenger RNA. Its product is annotated as sedoheptulokinase. Gene Ontology annotation, biological process: carbohydrate metabolic process. The transcript has 8 exons. Gene Ontology annotation, cellular component: cytosol. The record is from RefSeq and is a predicted model, not a curated record. NCBI's taxonomy places the organism in Eukaryota, Metazoa, Arthropoda, Insecta, Hymenoptera, Cephidae. Gene Ontology annotation, molecular function: sedoheptulokinase activity. The coding region runs from base 150 to 1541 and encodes 463 amino acids.
GGUAAGUACAGUCUAUCCCCACUUGAAAGUUUGACGUAUCCGGUACAAACAUCUCUUAAAUAAUCAAACAGUUUAAUGAAUCUGAAAAUUGGUAAAAACGACGCGACGCCGUUUUCGCAGCGUGAAUAAUAAUAACAAAAGAUACAAUUAUGACUCCGCCACAAAAACUACUUCUGGGGAUAGAUUUGGGUACAACUUCGGUGAAAGUAGUGAUUUUUUCGCAAGAAAAUAAUCAGAUUGUUGGUAAACAAUCCAAAGAUACGCAAUCAAACGUACCUAGCGAUUUGGGUAUAGAAGGAAACAAGCAGGAUGUUCCAAAAAUUCUGUCCGCACUGCACAGUUGCAUUUCGCGACUUCCGAAGGAUCUACUACGCCACGUCGUCCGUAUUGGCGUCUGCGGUCAAAUGCACGGAGUUGCGUUGUGGAAAAGCACGCCAGAAGCUCAGCAAAAGGACAGUGUUUUUAAAUUAGAAAUAGAAAGAGAACGGGUUUCAAAUUUAUAUACUUGGCAGGAUGCUCGUUGCGAUCCUGUAUUUUUAAAAUCAUUACCAAAAUCAAAAAGCCAUUUACCCGUUCAUACAGGUUACGGUUGCGCUACACUUUUUUGGUUCGCCAAAAACAAACCUGAAAAACUCAGUAAGUACGAUCGGUGCGGAACCGUUCAAGACCUCCUGGUGAGUUUGCUAUGCAAUAGGAAGACUGUAGCUAUGAGCACACAGAACGCUGCAAGCUGGGGAUACUUUCUCACGGAGGAGGGUAGCUGGGAAACGGAAACCUUGCUCGAGGAUGGUUUCCCUGUUGAUUUGUUACCAGCCGAAAUUUUAGCCCCUGGUGAAUCUGCUGGAAAUCUCGCUUACACUUGGUUUGGGAUUCCAGCUGGAAUUCCAGUAGGAGCAGCGCUUGGAGAUUUACAAUGUUCCGUAUGUGCCUUACUAAAGAAUCCCACCGAUGCCGUUCUCAAUAUAUCCACAUCAGCACAACUUGCUUACGUUCAGUCUUCUUUUGAAGUUAAAUUAGCCAGUGAAUCUCCAAAGAUCGAAUACUUUCCGUACUUUGAUGGCAAAUAUUUAGCAGUCGCUGCUUCCAUAAAUGGUGGAAAUUCGUUAGCCACAUUUGUGAAGUCUCUUCAGCAAUGGACAAUGGAGUUGGGUUUCUCAGUACCACAAUCAAAGGUGUGGGAAAGGCUUAUAGCACGUGGCGGUGAAGAUUCAGCAAUAAGCGAUAUGGAGAUUGAGCCUACGUUAUUGGGUGAACGAUAUGAUCCUGAAAAAACUGCCAGCGUUACAAGAAUCACCCUGGACACUUUGGAUUUGGGAAAAAUCUUUCGUGCCUUAUGUUCUGGAGUCAUUCAGAAUCUUCACAAUAUGAUGUCACAGGAUACCCUGAAGGAAGCUGGAAUAACGCGAAUAGUCGGCAACGGCUCAGGAUUGGUACGAAAUCCUGUUUUGCAAAAGGAAGUUUCACGCUGGUAUAAAUUGCCUUUGGAAAUAGGUCAAUCUGGCGACGCUGCGCUUGGAGCAGCACUUGCAGUAAAACAUUAACGAAGCAGUUCUUAUAUUUUUUAUGAGAGCACAGCCUUAUGUCAAUUAAAAAUUUUAUGAACCAUCUAUACAUGAUUCAAAUUUAAAUUAUUUGAAAAUACGAAUCGCUUUCUCUGUAAUCAAAGUUCUCAGGGUAUCUAGUACUAAUUAAAUUAUUUACUAAAAGUAAUCAUUCCAUUUCCCAGUAAUAACAGCGACUAAUAUUCGGCUAGCCUACCAGCUGUUUUUUUUUAUCGGAAAGAAUUAGUAAUGUUUAAUACAUUAACAUUUUAUGACCAUUAACUAAAGUAGUUGAGCAAUGCCUUUAUAAUGAAAUUAUAUAGCGCAUAUAUAUUUACGGUUUAUAUAUUAAAUUCACACAGGGUAGAGUUACACGUUCCUCGAUUGACUAUAAAUGAAUAGUCUAUUAUAAUAGCAACGAACCUAGUAGGGUAACUAAUUUAUAUGUAAUUUAUAAACCUGUUGCUUUAGAUAUAAUUCAGUCAUAAGUGGCCGUAGAAUUAUUCGUGUCCUGUAAUGAAUAAGGCUUAAGAAUGAAAUAGGUUAAACCUAUUUUAU